This is a messenger RNA of Dermochelys coriacea (leatherback sea turtle), 3970 nucleotides long. RefSeq names its product transmembrane protein 125 (gene TMEM125). Bases 1172 to 1834 code for a protein of 220 amino acids. Lineage: Eukaryota; Metazoa; Chordata; Testudines; Dermochelyidae. The transcript is spliced from 2 exons. The record is from RefSeq and is a predicted model, not a curated record.
GUCCGGGAAGGGCAAGGCAGGGAGGAGCUGAGGGCUUGUUUGCAUAGUCAAGUCCAUAAGAUUACGUAGCUUCCCCUCUGCACCCCACAUGCUUUAAGUGUGUGUUCAAGUAGGCGACUGUGCACCAAGACUAGAAAAUGCAUGCAGAAUUGCUGAGUCUUCUCGUCGCGCGCACAUUGCAUACCUGUCUGUCAAGCAGAGGGAGCUCUCUCCAGGGAAACUGCAGGGAUGCGGGCGUGGAAACAUGAGAAAUAAUCAUUAAUUGUAUGUGGUGCAGUGUCUGGGGGAACGUGAGCGCCUUUACUGUCAUCCUCGGCAGUAAUCCAGGCUGAGCUAAUGGCCUGAGACAAUGAUCCAAGGGAAGUGUGUUGGUGGCUCAGCCCAAGGAUUGGAGUGACGGAAAAGCACAGCCAAUUUAGCAGUUACUAUUCAUUUUUCCUCCAUUGGUUGGGACUAGACUGUAAGAGUUAAGCCCAGGACCCAACCCUUUGCUGACAGUCUGGGCUGGCGAACCAGUUGGUGACAAGAGGCAGCUGCUGCUGAGAGAGCAUGUGAGGCUGGGGCAGUGAAUGGGGCUUUAUCACAGCAUGGGACCUGCCUCUGUCCGUGCUGCCAGUGCCCAGCUGCAGUCACAGUCCUGCUGAGGAACACACAGGGACACUUGAGCAGUCUCUGGACUCAGCAGCCCUGCAGCCACUGAGUCUGGAGAGACAGAAGACCCACAGCGGCAGUAUCACCUGAGACAAGCUUCACUGAACAGGGAUGCCCAGAUGCAUCAAUGAAAUAACUAGGACAAGGAGGGGGCUGGAGGACUCAGUACCAGCCACUCCCCAUGACAUUCUGGAGGUGCAUCAGCUCACUACACUGGACACCGCAGAUCAAGCUCUAUUGUCCUGCCCCUCAGUCAUAGUCUUUCCUGGCACAUCCCGUGGUGUGCAGCCCGUAACUCACUAGGGGAUGCAGUGAUGGGCACCCCUGCUGUAAUGGAGCUCUGACAGUCAGUGGCCACAGGGCAUCAGAGGGCAAGAACAAAAGCUGCCUGCCUCCCAAGGAAAUGCCACAGCCUUCACAGCUGCUGUGGCUUUGACCUCCCCGGCCAGGGACCCUGGUGCCAUCUAUGUGAUCAUCGCAGCACAUCCCGCCCAGCCUAGAGGCCCCUCAGGCACCCACCAUGCCUGAACUGGAGGAGCUCAGUGUGCCCAGGCCCCCUGCGGAUGCUGGCCGUAUUCAGAGGAACAUCCUUGAGGAGCAUGUCGAGCUGUGGUGGUUCAAGGACCCUAAGAAAUCCAUCUUGUGCUAUGGGGUGGCUGUGGUGCUAAUUCUGGCCUGUGGGACAGGAGGCAUUGUCCUCCUCUAUAGCACCAGCAGCUGGUCCGGGGAGUGGCGGCUGGCUGUGGGCACCACGCUCUGCCUCCUGGCCUUGCUAGUACUGCUGAAGCAGCUGCUGAGCUCUGCUAUCCAGGACAUGAAUUGCAUCCGGAGCCGGAACCAAAUUGAGCUGCUGAAGAGUGGUGGCUUUUCGGACUGUGUGGUGCUGCUGCUUAGCGCUCUGGUGCUGCUGGUCUGUGGCGUGGUCCUCACUGUCCUCUCCACCACAACCAUGCAGCUCAGCCCCUCACGGCCUCUGGCCAGCAUGUUCACCAGUGGAGUCAUCCUCAUGACUGCUGGGGCUGCCAUUCUACUCUGCCUGCUGCUUUACGUGCUCAGCACCUCCUGCUGCCCAGUUGCUCCCAGGAGCCUGGGCACAGGUGACAUUAGCAUCUUCACCAUCUCCAGCCGGCUUGCUGUGAACCACCGGCUCGCCACCACCUCCAGCAUGGCCAACCUGAUCUAAGGCCUGGGCAGAGCCAACAUGCCCUUCAGUAUGGCAAAUGUGCACUGACCCUGGGGCAGGGCAAGGCCAUGUCCGCCACCCCUUCAGCAUGGUCAAGCUAAUCUUAACCUGGGGAAGAGCUGAAAUUUGAGUGUUGCCUUGACCCAACUGCAGUUAUCAUUGAAAGUGGACUGGCAUUUGCACUUUACUCAGGCCAAUCGGCCUGAACCCUGGCAAAGACAAGGCAGUUCCUGAGUUGAUUUGAUUUAACUGGAACUUUACAAGUAGGACACUGGUCCUGUUUUAUUUUUUACCUCAGCAAAGUCUUCUAUGGCAUUUGCUGUCUAUCCCUCUGACACACUGGGAUCCCUGCUCUGAAAGACAAAGAGGAAGGUGUGCAUGUCCUGGGCCUGACCCUGUUGAGAAGCUCUUUCUUCUCUGGGGAGAUCCUGAAGUGUUUGGCGCUAAAAUAAUCUGUUUCUUGUGUAAGAGUCUUCCGCUGUAGUGGUUGGCAGGGCUAUGACUGCUGAUGGUGGAGUCGUCUCCUACAGCUCUGGGGUAGAGCUGCUCCUUGGGGAUCCAAGUCCUAGCAGGAAUUGUUUCCUAACAAGCUGUGCCACUGUGAGUUUGUGCAUGUGUCCCUGAGACACCAAGCCUGCUAGGUGACCUGUCCCAAGCUUCCCUCCAGCAGCUGAGCAUGGAGCCAUGUCCCCACCGCUAAAAGGGUGAGCAGUCUGCUGCGAGCGUUGAUAUCUGACAAAGAGAGGGGGCGCAGGUCCGAGCACUUUGUUGCCUGCUGGGUGUGAGUGCAGAGCUGUGUGCAUGUGCAUAUCCAUAUGCAUGACUGUGAGGUAGGGUGACCAGAUAGCAAGUGUGAAAAAUUGGGACGGGGUGGAGGGUAAUAGGUGCCUAUAUAAGAAAAAGCCUCAAAAAUCGGGACUGUUCCUAUAAAAUUGGGACAUCUGGUUACCCUACUGUGGGGAGCUGGCACUGGGGAGGGAUAGUGCAUGUAGAUAGCAGUGCAGAUGGGGUGGAUACAUUGAUGUGAGUGGCACAGAUGAGUGCAAGUGCUGGGUAUGUGCAAGAAUGCAUCUGUAUGUGUGAUGUCUUUUUGUGUUUGAGGGGAUGUGUGACUGGUCUGCAAAUUAUAGCUGUGUACUAAGCACAUGCCCUGACAUGUAUGGCUUGAUUACAGUGAGGUAUAUUUGCAGCCCUUAUGCAGGGUUCCCCCUCCCCCAGCCAUUCUUCAACUAAACUAGACAGAUUUAGCUGUCUCAGUUGCUCCCCCAAACUUGUCCCCUCUGCCCUGAUCACUGAUGCUCUUUGAAAUCUCUUCAAUUUGCAGAUACUCUUUGUGGGGGUUGUGGUUCCUGGAACUGAAUGCGGCAUUUCAGGAGCAAUUGUACUAGAGCCAUAUCCACACUGUAUAGAGGAGCACUAUUCCCGCUUUACUCUGGAACGAUACUUCUGGGUACAACCCAAACCAUGCUGGCUCAUAAUGCCGCGAGCUCAUAGUGAAAACUCCUGUAUCACUAGGUCUCUCCCAGCUCUCUCCCUGCCACUGAACCACUCUGUGAUGUUCUGCCAGAUUAAUUACUUGCACAUAUCCAGGCAAACUCUCAUUUUGUUAGUCCCUGCCUGGGUCUAAGCGCUGCAAGUCCCUCUCAGUCUUUUCUCCAGCCUGUCUGGGGCUUGCAGCUCUGUCCAGGUUAGGAGCAUCUGCACCUUUUAUUAAGAUGUUGUUUCCUCCCUCUUCUUCGUCACUAAUUAAGACAAGUCCUAAAAAUCACCCUUUGCAGGCUCCCACCAGAUGUUGCCUUCCCUUCAUCCACCAAUGCACGUCUGUCAAAAAAAGCAAGCCAUUUUGUUAUUUUUUGUUAGCUUAGCACUCAGAGACCUCAGGUGAGCUUGGGGCCCUGUUGUGCCAAAUGCUGUACAUACUGUAGUGAGACAGUCCGGGCCCAAAGAGCUUAGUCUGCAUAGACACAACAAAGGUCAGGAAGAGAAACAGAGGCCCAGCGCAGCAAUGACUUGCUCAAGGUCACACAGAGCUCAUGACACAGCUGGGAAUAGAAUCUUGGCCAUUUGUCUGGCAAAAUCUAUUAUUUAUAAAAACAUCCACACUGCAGCUGAGCCACAGCCACAUGUCUCUCUACG